AUGAGCCAGAAGCUGCGCGACCUGAUCCGCGGCGUGCGCGCCUGCAAGACGGCGGCCGAGGAGCGCGCCGUCAUCGCCAAGGAGAGCGCGCUCAUCCGCACGGCCUUCAAGGACCAGGAGAAGCAGUACCGCCACCGCAACGUGGCCAAGCUGCUCUUCAUCCACAUGCUCGGCUACCCGUCGCACUUCGGCCAGAUGGAGUGCGUCAAGCUCAUCGCCAGCCCCUACUUCGCCGAGAAGCGCAUGGGCUACCUGGGCCUCAUCCUGCUGCUCACGGACCAGGAGGACGUGCUCACGCUCGUCACCAACUCGGUCAAGAAUGACCUGAACAACCAGAACCACUUCAUCGUGGCGCUGUCGCUCACGUGUGUGGGCAACGUUGCGUCGGCGGAUAUGGCGCGCGACCUGGUGAUGGAUGUGGACCGUCACCUGCGCAGUGACAACGACCAUCUGCGCAAGAAGGCGGCGCUGGCUGCUAUCCGCGUGUUCACGAAGGUGCCGGAUCUGGUGGAGGACUUCACUGAGUCCAUCCUGGGACUGCUUCGCUCCAAGCACCACGGCGUGCUGCUGGCGGGCGUGCAGCUGAUUACGGAAGUGGUGCUACUGGAUGUGGAGAACCUGAAGCGAUUCAGCAGCCUUGUGCCGAAGCUCGUGCGUCAGCUGCGCAACUUGCUGUCGAUGGGCUACUCGAGCGAGUACGACGUCAGCGGCAUCGCUGAUCCCUUCUUGCAGGUCGCAAUUUUGAGGCUGCUGCGUCUCUUGGGCAAGGACAACGAGGAAGCCAGUGAGGCGAUGAACGAUGUGCUGGCGCAGGUGGCUACGAACACGGAGACGGCCAAGACUGCUGGCAACGCCAUCCUCUACGAAUGCGUGCAGACCAUUAUGACGAUUGAGAGUGACAGCGGGCUUCGCGUGUUGGCUAUCAACAUCCUGGGACGCUUCCUGCUGAACCGUGACAACAACAUCCGCUACGUCGCGCUGAAUACGCUUUCCAAGGUUGUGACGGACGACCUCGCGGCAGUGCAGCGCCACACCAACACUAUUGUGGACUGCCUGAAGGACCCAGACACGUCCAUUCGUCAACGCGCGCUCGAGCUCAUCUACUCGCUUGUAAACUCUUCCAACAUUCAAUCGCUCGCGCGUGAGAUGCUGAACUACCUCGUGAUUGCUCCGAACGAGCAAAAAGCCGAGCUGUGCUCACGCAUUGCUGAUGCGGUUGACCGCUACGCACCGUCAAGCCGGUGGCAUAUUGAUACGCUAAUUACAAUGCUAUCCAUUGCUGGUUCGACGUUGCCCGACGAACGGAUAUGCAGCUCGCUCAUCACGCUUAUCCAGCGUAACACCGACUUGCACGCAUACGUGGUUCACAAGCUCUUCUGGGCGCUGCACGACGAUGUGUCCCAGUUGUCUCUUGUUCACGUUGGUAUCUGGUGUGUCGGCGAGUAUAGCAAGCUCUUGCUGCUGGAUGCGCCUGCGUCUGAGGAGACCCUGAACGACAAGAGCCGAGUCGAUGAGAGCAGUGUUGUGGAGCUCUUCAAGACUAUUCUGCGCCACCAUGGAUCCACGGACAUCACGCGCGCGUACUCCCUGAACGCUAUGGUGAAGCUUACGACUCGCUUUAGCUCGCCGGCUGAGAUCGCUAAGCUGAACGCGAUGAUUUCUUCCUUCAACACAUCCAUGGUACUGGAACUUCAGCAGCGUGCUACCGAGUAUACAACCCUUGGCCAGCCGCAGUGGUCGUCCCUGCGCAAUGACGUUCUCGCUGGUAUGCCCGCUAUCGAUGCAUCGAAGGUGCGCAGUCGCAAUGAGAACCUCGCGUCCUCGGCUGUGGGCUCGGCUGACCUUCUUGGAGACGACGAUGCUGGUGCGAGCUCGAGCAGUGGAACUGCAGCUGCUGCCCCGAAGCCUGUGCAGGCUGCUCAGUCGAGUGCUGGUGCCAGUCUGCUAGACCUGGACGACAUCUUUGGUGGUGGUACAUCGACUUCAAGCGCUGGUACGGCUAUGUCAGCCUCAUCAUCUGCUCCUGCCGCACCCCCUGCGGUUGACUUGCUCGCGGAUAUCUUCUCGAGCGGCCCGGCGGCGCCGGCACCGGCAACUGCUUCCUUCGGCUCAAGCAACGGUGGUGCGCCAGCACCGGGAGCUAACGACUUGCUUGGAUUGAUGGAUUUUGGCGCUCCUGCUCCUGCCCCGGCGCCUCCGGUAGCAAACCCUCCGCUGCGCGCUUACGAGAAAAACGGUCUGACUGUGGACCUGGAGAUCACGAAGCCCAACCCCGAUGACAAAUCUGUGACGUACAUUACCGCGACUACGCGUAACUCGACGGCGAUGUCGAUCGACAAGUUCGUGUUCCUGGCUGCGUUCCCCAAGUACAUCAAGUUGAAAAUGGAACCCCCGACCGGCGACGUGGUGCCGCCGAACAACAGCGGCGUGGUCACACAGGUUGUCAAGAUCCAGAACAGUAUGCAGGGCGAGAAACCCGUGCUCAUGCGAAUCAAGCUCGAGUUCUUCGUGAAUGGCAGCAAGGUGGAGGAUAUGGCGACCGUGAACAACUUCCCGUCCAACAUUUAA
Messenger RNA from Phytophthora sojae, 2568 nucleotides. RefSeq lists its product as hypothetical. NCBI's taxonomy places the organism in Eukaryota, Oomycota, Peronosporomycetes, Peronosporales, Peronosporaceae. The transcript has 6 exons. Gene Ontology annotation, cellular component: AP-1 adaptor complex; membrane coat; Golgi apparatus. Gene Ontology annotation, biological process: receptor-mediated endocytosis; intracellular protein transport; Golgi to vacuole transport. Gene Ontology annotation, molecular function: clathrin-cargo adaptor activity. The record is from RefSeq and is a predicted model, not a curated record. Bases 1 to 2568 code for a protein of 855 amino acids.